This is a messenger RNA of Solanum lycopersicum (tomato), 1462 nucleotides long. RefSeq names its product linoleate 13S-lipoxygenase 2-1, chloroplastic. The record is from RefSeq and is a predicted model, not a curated record. Lineage: Eukaryota; Viridiplantae; Streptophyta; Magnoliopsida; Solanales; Solanaceae. Gene Ontology annotation, biological process: lipid oxidation. Gene Ontology annotation, molecular function: metal ion binding; oxidoreductase activity, acting on single donors with incorporation of molecular oxygen, incorporation of two atoms of oxygen.
AUGCAGGCGGUUCAACAAAAGAAGUUAUUCAUCUUAGAUUAUCAUGAUUUUCUAUUGCCAUUUGUGAACAAAGUGAAUGAACUCAAAGGGACAGUACUUUAUGGAUCAAGAACUUUGUUCUAUUUGACACCUAAUGGCACAUUGAGACCAUUGGCGAUUGAGCUAACUAGGCCACCAGUAGAUGAUAAGCCUCAAUGGAAGCAAGUUUAUUGUCCAACUUGGUAUGCCACUGGUGCUUGGCUAUGGAGGAUUGCUAAAGCUCAUGUUCUUGCUCAUGACUCUGGCUAUCACCAACUAGUUAGUCAUUGGCUAAGAACUCAUUGUUGUACAGAGCCAUACAUUAUAGCAUCUAAUAGGCAACUAAGUGCAAUGCAUCCAAUAUAUAGAUUAUUAUUUCCUCAUUUUAGAUAUACAAUGGAGAUAAAUGGUACAGCUAGAGAAGCACUUAUUAAUGCAAAUGGUGUUAUUGAGAGUUCAUUUUCCCCUGGCAAGUAUUCAAUGGAGUUGAGUUCUGUUGCCUAUGAUCUUCACUGGAGGUUUGAUAGAGAAGCACUCCCUGAGGACCUUAUUAGUAGGGGAUUGGCAGAGGAAAAUCCAAAUGCACCAUAUGUAUUGAGACUAACAAUAGAAGAUUAUCCUUCUGCUAGUGAUGGUUUAGUUUGGGACAUACUUAAACAAUGGGUAACAAAUUAUGUCAACCAUUAUUAUCCACAAGCAAAACUCAUUGAAUCUGAUGAAGAACUCCAAGCUUGGUGGUUAGAGAUUAAAAAUGUUGGACAUGGUGACAAGAAAGAUGAGCCAUGGUGGCCAGAGUUAAAAACUCCAAAUGACUUAAUUAGUAUUGUCACAACAAUAAUUUGGGUAACUUCUGGCCAUCAUGCAGCUGUAAACUUUGGCCAAUACAGCUAUGCAGGCUAUUUUCCAAAUAGGCCAACAAUUGCUAGGUCAAAAAUGCCAACUGAAGAUCCAACAGAUGAAGAAUGGGAAGACUUUUUGAACAAACCUGAGGAGGCAUUGUUAAAAUGCUUCCCUUCACAACUUCAAGCAACAAAAGUAAUAGCAGUUUUGGAUGUUUUAUCAAACCAUUCUCCAGAUGAAGAGUAUAUUGGUACAAAUAUUGAACCUUUUUGGAAAGAUGAACCCGUAAUUAAUGCGGCGUUCGAGGUAUUUUCGGGGAAAUUGAAGGAGCUUGAAGGGAUAAUUGAUGCCAGAAAUGCUGAUUGUAAUUUGAAGAAUAGAAAUGGAGCUGGAGUUAUGCCUUAUGAAUUAUUGAAACCAUUUUCUGAACGUGGAAUUACUGGAAAAGGUGUACCUUAUAGCAUUUCCAUUUGAUUUUUUUUAUAAAAAAAAAUAUUUGUGAAUUUUGUAAUAAGAUGCAAUUAAAAGAAGUAUAUAUAAUAAUGCAAGAUAAUUGUUGUAAUCCUACUAAUCCAACUGUUACGGUAUUGUCUGUUAUCUUUGA